Molecule: messenger RNA, 2680 nt
Organism: Miniopterus natalensis
Lineage: Eukaryota; Metazoa; Chordata; Mammalia; Chiroptera; Miniopteridae
Gene: PLPP6
Product: phospholipid phosphatase 6
Molecular function (GO): sphingosine-1-phosphate phosphatase activity
Source: RefSeq, a predicted model, not a curated record
GAGCCCGGUGCACCGCCGCGGCUCCUUCCCGCUGGCGGGAGCCGCCCCGUCGCAGGCGCCGCCGGCCCCCCUGCCCGAGGAGGCCCGCAUGGACCUGAACCCGUCCUUCCUGGGCAUCGCCCUGCGCUCCCUGCUGGCCAUCGACCUGUGGCUGUCCAAGAAGCUGGGGGUGUGCGCGGGGGAGAGCUCGUCCUGGGGCAGCGUGCGGCCCCUUAUGAAGCUGCUGGAGAUCUCCGGGCACGGCAUCCCUUGGCUGCUGGGCACCCUCUACUGCCUGUGCAGGAGCGACAGCUGGGCCGGGCGCGAGGUGCUGAUGAACCUGCUCUUCGCCCUGCUUCUGGACCUGCUGCUGGUGGCCCUGCUGAAGGGGCUGGUCCGCAGGCGUCGCCCGGCCCACAACCAGAUGGACAUGUUUGUCACCCUCUCUGUGGACAAGUACUCCUUCCCUUCGGGCCAUGCCACCAGGGCUGCCCUGGUGUCGAGGUUCAUCUUGAACCACCUGGUGCUGGCUAUUCCACUGAGGGUGCUGGUGGUGCUGUGGGCCUUCAUCCUGGGCCUCUCCAGGGUCAUGCUGGGGCGUCACAAUGUCACCGAUGUGGCUUUUGGCUUUUUAAUGGGCUACAUGCAGUAUAGCAUCGUGGACUACUGCUGGCUCUCACUGCACAAUGCUCCAGUCCUCUUUGUACUGUGGAACCAACAGUGACAUCAUCUCAUUCAUUAUGGCACCGGGAGAUCUAAAGGUUUCCACAUGGGAUCAUGCCGACAUAAACCAGCAGCCAUCCUGCUUGACAUAAACCAGCAGCCAUCCGCUUGUCCCCCUUAGGACAUUUUAGGCUUCCUUUGGGAUUAUCAGAUGUCCUACCAUCUUGAUGGGUUGCUAGGCUGUAGUACAUGCUGGCCAUUACUGAUCACAACCAUAUUACAGAAAGAAAAAAAAAUUCCCUCUAUUAUACAUCCAACAACUGUUUUUAUCUCUAGGACAACUGUAAAGAAACCAAGCUGGGUUGAUUAUAAUGUUGCAGUUUUGUAAAAGUUAACUUCAGAAAAACUGUGUUUUGUAGUCAUCCUAUAAGCCAACAUAUCACUUGUAGACUGAACUUUGAAAAAGAAACAGGAUCUUUAUUCUGUAAAUAUACAUGCAGAUAACCUGCAUACUAAUCCUAGUUCUUGGUUAUUUAAGAGUCUAAGACAUAGGUUUUUUCUAGUUUAUUCCCUGAAGAUCUGUUGCCACAGCUGGGGAGAUUUCCUCUUAAUCUUGAUUUUCUUGGUAAGCAUUUUUAGUUUAUUGUCUCUUCCACCUUUGCAGAUUGGGUAGUGAGAAGAGAGAUUAUAGUACAUAUCUUUCUUUCCUUUACCUCCUCAAAAGAUCUUAAAUUUACAUUUACUUCCCACUACUCUAAUAUUGUCUUUUAGCAUUCAGAGAACAAGCCAAGAACUUACUUGAAGAAGAAACACUUAAAGAUGGGCACAUCUAUAGUCAGCAUAAAAAAGGGUAGGAUAGGUCAAUGGCCUCAUGGAAAAAAACUAAGCUGCUGAGGAGGUCAGAGGAACUGAAAGUUUAGGGGUAGGGUAACCACAUACUAUGUUGAUGGACCAGUAUGGCAAGAGAUGGGGUCCUGCUGCCUGUCAUCUCUACUGAAUAAAGAAAAAUGCUCCUCUACUGAGGUAAUAAAAUGGGAAAGUAAUGUGAUUCUUUGCAAUGCAAAAGCGUAAGCUUUUUCAUAUAUACCACAAGGAUGACCUUGUGUAUUACUGUUUUUCAUAUUGAAUUCUGUUUCCCCGUAUAUAGCAUACUUUAGGUAACAGUAUUUAAUUUGAAAUUAAUCAGGGGAGUCUGCUGCUAUACCAGGUACAAGGUACAACUACUAAAUUUCCAUUGACCUUUACAUUUAAAGCAGUUUAUUCAUGGUGCCUCCCCAAAUCACAAGACCAAAGGCCACCAAAUGUAGGGUGGACUCUGCUCUUUAUUCUUUGGCCAGGAAAGACUGAAAGGGUUUAUGUGCUUUAAAUGCUUCUCUACCUGAAAAUAAGAACUUUUAAAUUAACUGUGGAACUGGUGGUGUCUUCAGAUAAUUUUAAUGACCAGUUAUUUUGACUUUUAUAAAUAGAAUGUAUUAUGGCCUUUGAUUUGUCAUAUUAGACGUGCACAUAGGAAUCUGGAGAAUGGCUGUGAUAAAUAGGCUCUGAUUGGGUGGAAACAUAAACUUUCUGAGUGUGAGAGGCACACUGAAAGAGGAACAGCUACUUUUCGAAACAAAAUAAAAUCAUUUGCAUUCCCCAAACUUUAUGAACACAGACUACCUCUUUACUUGCUGAAUAACACAAACUGAAGCUGUAAGUGGUUUGCUUUAUCAUUUAAUCUUAAAGAGAUUCUUUAUAUUAAUGGCAGCAAUAUUCAGGCCAGAUAUUUGGAAGCAUAACGUUUCCUCUUACAGUGUCCACAAGUCUGAAUAUUGGAGGCUCAAAAUUAGGCUUACCUUCUGGGUUCGUGGUUAUACUUCUGGAAUUCCCUUAGUUCCUGGGGCCUAGUUUGCUGGCUUUAAAGCACAGAUUAGUUCACCCUGUUUUUGGAGUAUCCUAAGUACUGUAGAGUUGAAAACUGAUUUCACUGUUAAUUACUGUAUACUGAGGAAUGCCUUUUAAAAAUAAAAUUAACCAAUAAUGUUGGAUGAAAUGAGAU